Messenger RNA from Gymnodraco acuticeps, 1514 nucleotides. RefSeq names its product transcription factor Sox-14. Bases 304 to 1038 code for a protein of 244 amino acids. Lineage: Eukaryota; Metazoa; Chordata; Actinopteri; Perciformes; Bathydraconidae. Gene Ontology annotation, molecular function: RNA polymerase II cis-regulatory region sequence-specific DNA binding; DNA-binding transcription factor activity, RNA polymerase II-specific. Gene Ontology annotation, biological process: cell differentiation; negative regulation of transcription by RNA polymerase II; anatomical structure morphogenesis. The transcript has a single exon. The record is from RefSeq and is a predicted model, not a curated record.
GUGGUGUGGUGAUGAGUGUGUCUGCAUGCCCAGCAUCCUCCAUAACAAGCUUCCAACUUGGUCCUGUGUGACUCCUAUUCACGCAGGCAGGCUUUGCUUUCUACUUUCCUGUCACACUUUGUGCAAAUGCUUGAGUCAAUCUGGAAUUACAGUUUGUAUUAUUUUUUUUAAAAGAGACAGAGAAACAUUUGACCACUUUUCCUUUUACGCACAAGGAGCAUGCGCUUCUUGGAGAGGUGACUUUAUCCAAAGUCCAGCUGGUACAUAUUUCCUUUUUUUAUAAUUAAUGUGCCAGCUUCUGAGAUGGCAAAACCUUUAGAUCAUAUCAAAAGACCCAUGAAUGCGUUCAUGGUGUGGUCAAGAGGCCAGAGGAGGAAAAUGGCCCAGGAGAACCCAAAGAUGCACAACUCAGAGAUCAGCAAGAGACUGGGCGCAGAGUGGAAGCUGCUCUCCGACUCGGAGAAGCGCCCUUACAUCGACGAGGCCAAGAGGCUGCGGGCUCAGCACAUGAACGAGCACCCGGACUACAAGUACCGACCCCGGCGCAAACCCAAGAGCCUCCUGAAGAGGGACCGCUUCGUUUUCCCGUCUUUACUCGGGGACGUAGAGCAUUUGAAGCGAUUUUCCAUGGACUCCUUCCUUAUCCCCGGGGAUAAAACCAGAGCUUUCUUCGCUCCCGUCUCCUCCUCCUCCUCCUCCCCUUCUUCCUUCUCGCUGCUGGAGCCCAUGGCGCAGUUCAGCACCGGAGCUUUCCAGCGCAUGGCGCAUGAGAUCCCGCACGCUCUGGCGGCCGGCGCUCUGCCCUACAGCGCGCACAGUUUCGGAUACCAGACUGCCGGAGGGCUCGGGGCUCUGGCCUGCCACGGACAGCACUCCCACAGCCACCCGUCCCCCUCUGGCCCCGGGUACGUGGUGCCAUGUAACUGUAGCGCCUGGUCCGCAGCCGGGUUACAGCCGCAGGUCGCCUACAUCCUCUUCCCUGGAGGGGUGCCCAAGGGCGGCAUGGACUCGUACACUUCCCCCAGCUCCAGUGUGUGACACGCGGGCACAACAUGGGGGAAAGUUUGCACAUACAGGAACUCUCCAUUAAAUAUGAGAAAAAUAACCAGAACAAUACAUGUUUCUAUCCUGAACAUAUCACAGCCAAAUAAGAUAUGGAUAUAAUAUUUCAAAAUGUCAGAAAUGCUGCAUACUGAGAACCAAAAACACUUAGUCUCCAUAGCUACCAGGUUAAUGCACAGUAAAGAUUUUUGUUAAAUAUGUUAUUUAUACUCUUUUGAGAAAUGCAACUUCAAAAUAAAAUUCACAGGCACACUUUCUAUAUAACUGAUAACAAAUCCACACUGCAGUCACUUAAAUUAAAAGCUGAUGAGAAUGUAUUGUUCUUUUGACCCAGGCAUAAAAAACACUUCACUUCUAAAUAAUAAUGAGACAUUUAACUUGGAGGCACCUGUGAAAACAGCAACAUAUUAUUAUUCAUAGGCUACAUUAAUUCAUUUGGACAGUAACACCUG